Messenger RNA from Notothenia coriiceps (black rockcod), 2286 nucleotides. Its product is annotated as phosphatidylinositol 4-phosphate 5-kinase type-1 alpha. Gene Ontology annotation, molecular function: 1-phosphatidylinositol-4-phosphate 5-kinase activity. The transcript has 13 exons. Gene Ontology annotation, biological process: phosphatidylinositol phosphate biosynthetic process. Gene Ontology annotation, cellular component: plasma membrane. Bases 1 to 1725 code for a protein of 574 amino acids. The record is from RefSeq and is a predicted model, not a curated record. Lineage: Eukaryota; Metazoa; Chordata; Actinopteri; Perciformes; Nototheniidae.
AUGCAUGGGCCGCCAGUUCUACCAAGUGAGCUCUACGCCAGCCCCGAAUUUCGCUCCCUAGUGUUGGCCUGCUACUGCUGCCACCGUGAUGCAAUGGGUGUUCCUCAUUGCUCUUUCUUCCAGACAACAUCAUCCGCCCUCCAAGGCGCUAUCCAGUUAGGCAUCACACACACGGUGGGCAGCUUAACUCAGAAACCUGAGAGAGACGUGCUGCUGCAGGACUUUGAAGUGGUCGAAAGCAUCUUCUUUCCUAGUGAGGGCAGUAACCUGACACCAGCCCACCACUAUGGAGACUUCAGGUUCAAGACAUACGCCCCAAUGGCCUUCCGCUACUUCAGGGAGAUGUUUGGCAUCCGGCCUGACGACUACAUGUACUCUUUGUGUAAUGAGUCGCUGAUAGAGCUGUCAAACUCCGGAGCCAGUGGAUCUCUCUUCUACGUCUCCAGUGAUGAUGAGUUCAUCAUCAAGACAGUGCAGCACAAAGAGGCGGAGUUUCUGCAGAAACUGCUUCCAGGAUACUUCAUGAACCUGAACCAGAACAAGCGGACCUUAUUACCAAAGUUUUACGGCCUGUACUGCGUCCAGGCAGCGGGUAAGAACAUCCGCAUUGUAGUCAUGAACAAUCUGCUGCCGAGCUCCGUGCGGAUGCACCUCAAGUACGAUCUGAAGGGCUCCACCUACAAGAGACGAGCUUCAGCUAAAGAGAGGGAGAAGGCCGUGCCCACAUACAAGGACCUGGAUUUCAUGCAGAACAUGCAGGACGGGCUGUUACUGGAGGGGGACAAGUACCAUGCUGUUUGCAAGACCCUCCAGAGAGACUGUCUGCUUUUGCAAAGUUUUAAGAUUAUGGACUACAGCCUUCUGGUGGGAGUCCACAAUGUUGAUCAGGCGUGUUUAGAGCAUGCUGGCGAAGAGGCAGUUGCCGGGGCAGCGGACCAGAGGAGGCCACAGGGUCAGAAGUCCCUCUACAGCACUGCUAUCGAGGCCAUCCAGGCUGAUGUGGGGCGCAUGGGAUCACAGGACACAGAGGACAAAACUGGAGGAAUCCCAGCACGCAACUCAAAAGGCGAGAGGCAGCUGGUGUAUAUUGGUAUCAUUGACAUUCUGCAGUCCUAUAGAUUUGUAAAGAGGCUUGAACACUCUUGGAAAGCGCUGGUACACGAUGGGGACACUGUAUCGGUUCACAGACCGAGUUUCUACGCGGACCGAUUUCACAAGUUCAUGUGCAAUGUCGUCUUCAGGAAGCUAUCUAUAUUGAAGACCUCGCCAUCUAAGAAGCGGCGAGCCGUGUCACAUGCUCCUCUGAGAAAGCUGGCUGGACCGGGGCCUCCUCUGUCGACUCAAGUGAGCAUCAACAGCCAGCACCCUGUUUUCCAAAGUCAAAGCAGCGAUGAGACCAAAGAAGAAACCGAAGGAGACAAAGUCCUCCAGUCAGGUCGUCCUGACCUCCUCCCAAAGACCUUACCGCCCAGCAACGCUGUUGGCAAACCUGCUGAAACCGCCUCCUCCACCUCCUCCACCUCCUUGGGAGACCCUGCUCCAACAAGUCAGCCUCCGCCUCCCUCUGAGGACACAUACAUGUCGGUGGGAGUGGAUUUAAACAACACAUCAAGCAAAGACCAGGAGCACAGCACCACCAAGAGAACUCAGAUGGAAGAAAUCGGUUCUGUGGAGGUCGUCUCACUUCGUGACAUUGUUCCUGCUGCAAGCAAAUGCUCUGUGUAGAAAAAUGAACAGAGACAAGCUUGGAAGAUGUUAUGAGCACAAAUGUUACAACCUCUCAUUUGGUGAGAUUUGAGGUAUAGUUAUAUAUCGUUUCAGUGAGACCAAGUGGGAUUUUAAAUGUUUUUUUGUUUAGUUUUUGCACUUUGAUUUCCAAAUCUCAACAUGGUGUGAGCAUGUUAGCGGGUGGUUGUGUCGGACACUAGUGAUUGCGGGUACAUUAAGGCUAUGAUGCUUAUUGAACACUAUUAUUCAUCUCAUUGGAAAGCUUUUUUAUGCACAAUCAAGGAUUAUUCUUGGCACCGAUGUGCCCAUCUCCAUUUAGAGUGUAACAAGAGGACUUUGCCUUAUUUAAGCAAUGUUACCAAUUGAAUUGUAUUCUUUUUUUUUUAUUUCUCCUUCUUUGGUGUAUAACAAACGCUGUCGCACAUCAUCAUGCAUACUUGGAUCUGUAAGUGUCUCAAGCCCAGAGUAUCAUGUAUGGCUUGAAUGCUUUAACACCAAACCAUGUCAUAUGUGUUUCAGAACACAAUUUUAAAUAAAAGUUUUAAUUUUUUACUGAAA